Erythranthe guttata (spotted monkey flower) is the source of this 1445-nucleotide messenger RNA. RefSeq names its product Glycosyl hydrolase superfamily protein. The record is from RefSeq and is a predicted model, not a curated record. Lineage: Eukaryota; Viridiplantae; Streptophyta; Magnoliopsida; Lamiales; Phrymaceae. Gene Ontology annotation, molecular function: hydrolase activity, hydrolyzing O-glycosyl compounds. Gene Ontology annotation, biological process: carbohydrate metabolic process.
GCUAAGAUGAGAAGAGCAAGUCAUUCACCCAACUGAAAACCUAUUUGCCUAAUUAACUAGAAAACAAACAAGUAAAGAAAAGAAUUCACAAAAAUCACACCUAUAAAUCCCUCUUUCCCACAUCCAUUUCAUUUCCCCUCUCCCUUCUUUCUAGCUUUCAUUAGUGCAUGCAUCAACAAAACUCUCUCUCUCUCUAGAACUCUCUCUCUCAUGGAACAUCUUCUUACCAAGAUUUUCAUGUCACAUAUUCUUCUUGGAUUCUUUCUAACUUUAUCAGGUUUUGGUUUUGUACGGGAAGUGGAAUCGCUGGGCAUUAACUACGGCCAAGUUGCCAACAAUCUGCCGGCGCCGGAGAAAGUUCUAGAACUCCUCCGUUCACUUAAGGUGACGAAAGCCAGAAUCUACGACACGAACCCUCAAGUUCUGUCGGCUUUCGCAAACUCCAACGUCGAAAUCAUCGUCACCGUCGAAAACGACAUGCUCGCCACGUUAACGGACCCCAACCAGUCCCUCCAAUGGGUUUCCACCCGCAUCCGCCCCUUUUUCCCGGCUACCAGAAUCACCGGUAUCGCCGUCGGUAACGAGGUCUUCACCGGCGACGACAACACCCUCGUCACCUACCUCGUACCCGCCAUGGUCAGCAUCCACGCCGCCCUCGUACGCCUGGGGCUGGACCAGUACAUCCACGUGUCCACCCCCAAUUCCCUGGCCGUCCUCCAGGAAUCUUUCCCGCCGUCCGCCGGAAGUUUCCGGCCGGAGCUGAACGUGAUAAUGCUCCAGUUCCUGCAGUUCUUGGCAGCCACCAGAGGCCCGUUCUGGAUAAACGCGUACCCGUAUUUCGCGUACAAGGACAGCCCGAAUAAGAUCCCAAUAGACUACGUACUUUUCAACCCGAAUUCGGGUAUGGUCGACCCGAAUACGAAGCUCCACUACGACAACAUGCUGUACGCUCAAGUUGACGCGGUUAUAAUCGCCAUGGCCAAAAUGGGUUACGGAGGAAUCGAGGUUCGGGUUUCGGAAACGGGUUGGCCCUCCAGAGGGGACGCUACUGAAAUCGGGGCAAACCUUCAAAAUGCGGCCAUAUAUAAUCAUAAUUUAAUGAGAAGACAAUAUUUGAAUGAAGGGACUCCAUUGAGGCCGAGCAUGAAGUUAGAGAUUUACGUGUUUGCUUUGUUCAACGAGGAUAUGAAGCCGGGCCCCACUUCCGAGAGGAAUUACGGGCUUUUUCAGCCCGACGGGACUAUGGCCUACAAUGUCGGGCUCACUGCAUUGUCAACUACUUCUUCUUCUUCUUCUUCGUCAACUUCAUCGGCCUCAAUUUCCUUAACUUCCAAUUCCACCAAGGUUAAAGAAAGUGGAUAUUCAAGGUUACUGUGUUCAAUAUUCCUUUACUUGGUGGGGUUUCAAGUUUAUAUGAGAAGACAUUGGUAAACAAUUAUAUAUAU